Messenger RNA from Moneuplotes crassus, 1565 nucleotides. NCBI's taxonomy places the organism in Eukaryota, Ciliophora, Spirotrichea, Euplotida, Euplotidae. The record is from the annotation of a GenBank genome assembly.
UUGAGGACAAAAAUAAUAAGUAUCAUAAAAAUGUCUGAACAAAAGAAUCAAACAUCAACUCUCCUAUUAGGAGUUGCAGCUGGAAUUCUUGGAUCUUUCCUCAUUCACAAGUGGAUGUCUCCCUCAUCCAGCUCUACUUCAGCCAAAGAGGAGAAAAAGGAAGAUGAGAAAUCCCAAAACGAGCCUAAAAAGGUGAAAUUCAACAAAGAAGUAAUCGAACAGGAGGAGAUAAAAGACAUUAUUAACCUUGCCAUUAAGGAAACUAUUGGGAAACUUAGUGAGAAACAUUCUGAUAAAGACAAAGGAUUUAAGGUUAUCCAGCCAGCCAUGAGGAGGAGGUACUCCGAAAAUGACGAGCCUAUUAUUAAAAUAUGAUUCACGGGAGGUCCAUGCGCUGGGAAGACCACUGCCAUGUCUUCUCUCUUCAACUCCCUCGCGAGCCUUGGGUACAGGGUCUUUAUAGUUCCAGAAGCAGCUACAACGCUAAUGAAAGCUGGGUUUUUGAUUGAUAAUACAAACUUCACUAGACUCAACGAGAUCCAGUUCCAGAGUUGCCUUAUGAGGUACCAGAUCUUUAUCGAAGAUCUUAUAGUAGAGUACGCAGCUUCUACUUCUGAUAAACCAGUAGUGAUUCUUUGUGACAGGGGCCUUAUUGAUGGCAAAGCUUAUGUCUCAGAGCAAGUGUGGCAGAGUAUCCUAGAUGAAAUGUCAUGGAACGAAGUCCACCUUAGAGACUCAAGAUACGAUGCAGUUGUACAUAUGGUCACAGCAGCUGAUGGAGCAGUCGAACAUUAUGAUUUAGGAACCAAUGAAGCUAGAUAUGAAGCAGUUGAGCCAGCAAAAAGAGUUGAUCAAACCAUUAGAAAGAACUGGUCCGGUCAUUCACAAUUUUACCUUAUUGAUAACAAAGUGAAAUCUUUUGAGGAGAAAAUUGAUAGAGUUGAAAGAUGAGUUUUGAAUCUCCUCGGAAUUCCACAAGCUACAAUCUUCAACUGUAAAUAUCUUGUACAGACAUAUGAAAUCAACGAGCCAGGUAUUUCAAUCGAGAACUUCACUGUAAGAGAGUUUUUCCUGACUUCUCCACCCAACAUGGAAGUGAAAAUAAUCCAAAAAGGAGAUAUGAGGUCAUUCAAUUACACAUUGGAGACAAAGGUUUUUAAGGAAGACCAGUGCACUACGAGAAAGAAGCAGAUUUCUUCCAGAGAUUUCAUUCAGAUGAUUCAUGAGAAGCAAGACGACACUAAAAUAGAGCUUGAGAAGACAAGAAUGAGUUUUAUCUACAAGAACCAGUUCUUCGUGAUCGAUACUUUCGAGAAUAUUGAAGGUAGACCUUCCCUUUUAAGAAUCGAAACUGAGAAUGAUGUCGAGAAGGUAGAGAGACCCACCUUUAUUAAGUUUAUUCGGGAAGUUACCGACGAGGAGGAAUACUCUACCUAUAAUAUGGCCAACAAAGAUUACAAGAUGCCAGAGUCAGAUCUUAAGAUCCUUUCUGAACUCAGACAGAGCGAGACACUUGAGAUUGUUCCAAAUGAAGAUUAAGCACCAUUCAUAAUUUCAGCACUUAA